Molecule: messenger RNA, 1447 nt
Organism: Dacryopinax primogenitus
Lineage: Eukaryota; Fungi; Basidiomycota; Dacrymycetes; Dacrymycetales; Dacrymycetaceae
Exons: 2
Coding region: 10-627 (205 amino acids)
Source: RefSeq, a predicted model, not a curated record
GAUACCACCAUGCCUUCCGCUCAACGUCGCUCCACCCGGUCUCAACGGCCCACCAGGCACACACCCUACCCUGCCCAGCCGCUAAGGGAGCACAUCAUCCGCCAGCGACCAGGCAGCAACCGUCCACGCGGCAUCCUCAAGGAGAUCGAGUGGUGGAGGGUCCAGGUCGGCCAACUCCAGGAUCAGGACGACGACGCCAGCAACGGCGCCGACAACGAGAGCAACAGAGGUGCUGAGGUCGCUGAAGCCGUCAAUGUGAGCACGGUUGAGGAACCGGUCAUCGAGCGGGUGCUCCCCGUCUCUUCGCUAGGGGAUGCAUUCGGUGAUUAUCCCCUGCUGGACGAGACCAAGUCGUUCCUCGAUGCUCCCAGCUUCGUCGCAACGACCCCUCCCUCCUCUCCGCCUUCCUCUCCGCUCAUGUCGGCUUGCCCGCUCACACCAGCACAACGUGGUCACCAGCGUCGUCGUAGCGCUUUCGCCCGCGCAGCCUCGUAUGCCGGACUCGGCUCCUGGUCACCCAGCUCUACCUCGUCCGGAUCGCGCGCAUCGCCAGAUCCCGAGACGCAGCUACGUGAGCUGAUCGACCUGCCCUCCCGCUACUCCUGCCUAUUCACCAUUGUGGACUAAACGACCACCGACCACUCUUCUUCUCGUCAACGUCAAUUUCCUUACGAGCACCCUGAUCGGUCAAAACCAAUCCGAGCUGUCCUCCCAAACUCUCACCUUCCCACCACACUUGUACGGCCCCCAGCAUCCAGGUCUCAUCUGUCCCUGAUUCCUCAAAGGCACUAAAAUCGCCCACGAUUCCCACCCGGCCACCGCACACCCAAGUACAAAAAAGACGUGGCCGGCACGACCAACACACAUACAAUGUACCGAUCGAUCUCCCUUAAUGCGCGACUCCCAUCAGAGCGCUGCCCAUACCUUCCCUUCCCUCUUUGGCACGUUUGAAACCGCUUUGAACACACCCAACACACCCACCUUUUGACGAAACAUCCGCUUUCUUUCUUUCUCUUUGCUCCAGGAUCCGGUUUGCCAACAUCCACACUCGAACAUCAACAUUUGUACAGGCUCGGUCUGCUGCACCCCGCGUGCAGGCAGCCAUUGGGAGGGUCAAUCUGUGAUACCCUGCCCACCGAUGUGACGACACCCGCGACUUGGCACCUUCUGGAUCUUUCAUAACAACACAUCCUCUUUGCAACGUCUUCUUUUUCUCAGCUCUUUGCCUCCUCUCUUGUCACGACCUCUAAUGACCCUAAUGACCUUUCUGCUGUUUACAGAUCUUUCAGCAAUUUGCUUUCUUCGUUCUGGGUUUAACGGCAGCCGGUGCAGUGCGCUGUCCGCGAUUGUUGUGGUAGGUUUGAUGUUGAUCUUUGAAGGAAUUAAGUAUCAUAGUUGAGAAUCUUCGAAACCCGCAGCCGUCGGACUCUAGUUGAUGAUAGCGUUU